Messenger RNA from Salpingoeca rosetta, 648 nucleotides. RefSeq lists its product as uncharacterized. The record is from RefSeq and is a predicted model, not a curated record. Lineage: Eukaryota; Choanoflagellata; Craspedida; Salpingoecidae. The transcript has 5 exons. The annotation marks the transcript as partial.
AUGCGCAGUGUGGUCCCACCACUCCGGUCCCUGAAGCGGAGAGCUGGCGCAUCCCGUCUGGCGCAUCCCGUCACGCGGUUCUCCACACCAAACAACGUCAUCUUCUUUGUGCUCAUGAACGUGACAAGCACCGCUGCUAUGGUCAACGCCAUGGAGAAAGCCCAGGAUGGGGCGUGCGCUGCGCACCACGCUUCAUAUGGGGCACUUUCCCGUUUUGGGCCCCCGUUUUGGGGGACCUCGCAGUCACGCAGUUUCCCACAGGCUGAAUGCGAAUGCGUGCCGCAGAACACGCUCUUGAUCAGCAGAUUGCACUCCCUCGAAGCACACAGGAAGAGCAAUAACAAGGAAGCCUGCAGUGCGCUCCAGCAUCAGCACCUUCAAACGACGACACCCCUACAAGGGAUCAAGCCCUCACGAGACAAAGAGAUCAUGGCAACCUCAAUUUCUGAGGAAGACAAGAACACCCCCAUGUGGGCGGUGUCUCUUGCAUUCGAAUUUACCCCAGACGCUGUCGCCUGGUUGAUCGAUCAAAUCAAGCGUUCCCCAGCCGUGCACUCGACCUUCUUCAGCAAAGUCAGCAACCCCAACAAACCAAACAAACAGGUGGACAGCCUCGCCAUCAUUACGGUCGCCAAGCUGCUGGGCAAG